Messenger RNA from Chaetomium strumarium, 1669 nucleotides. Its product is annotated as ubiquitin-conjugating enzyme/RWD-like protein. Gene Ontology annotation, biological process: ubiquitin-dependent protein catabolic process; protein polyubiquitination. Gene Ontology annotation, molecular function: ubiquitin conjugating enzyme activity. NCBI's taxonomy places the organism in Eukaryota, Fungi, Ascomycota, Sordariomycetes, Sordariales, Chaetomiaceae. The record is from RefSeq and is a predicted model, not a curated record. The transcript is spliced from 2 exons. The coding region runs from base 481 to 1275 and encodes 264 amino acids.
AGCAGGGCCCCGCCACUUGGAGGCAUGCCGCAUGACAGGAGCGGAUCCGUCGUGAUGAUCGAUCUGUGACUUGUGCAUGACGAGGAUAAUAAGGGAGCGGUAUCGUGUCGGGCGCCCUCCUACACACAAUAAAGCCGUGGCCCAACCUUCUUUUCCCCUACACCUGCUAUUGUCCAACCCUUUAAAGCCCAGCACGUCCUUGAUCUGAGACUGGUGUUUCUAAGAUUCUUUGAAUAGGCUCCAGACCGCUGAAUAACGGGCGAUACAUCACCGCCUGUUUACAGUGUAGAUUCACCACACCACCUCACUUCGUCUUGCCCUUAAAAGUCGGGCCCAAUCUUCUGCUGCAUUCAUUCUUCCCUCCCUACCAGCUUGAAUUACCGCAUCGCUCGGGGCACACGUACAGGCCCAAGCCGUUUUCAAUAUUCAACAACGAACCCGCGUUCUUUGCCUUGGGUCUGUACAUACUGAGUCGGCAUUAUGUCUCGUGCCACGGCACCAACUGGCGCGAAGACGCGCCUCAUGAGCGAGAUGAAGGCGCUGCGGACAGAGAGGUGGAUCAAUUUUGAAGACGACGAACAAGAUAACAUCCUCAAGUGGCGCUUCGCGCUGAUGGUUAUCAACUCGGACAGCGUGUUCAACGGUGGCUACUUCAGAGCCCAGAUGGACUUCACCGACGAGUAUCCCUAUCAACCGCCCAAGUUCCGCUUCUUGAUCCCCAUCAACCAUCCCAAUAUCUACCCAGACGGCCAGCUCUGCAUUUCAAUCCUGCACAAGCCCGGCGAGGACGUAUUGUCUGGCGAGGAUGCGAGCGAGCGGUGGUCCCCGCUGCAGGGCGUUGAGAGCGUGCUCCGCUCCGUCCUCCUGCUACUCGACGAUCCCGAAAUCAACUCGCCGGCCAACGUGGACGCCGGCGUCAUGUACCGCGACCGCCGCGAUGAAUACAACCAAAAGGCACGCGAAGCUGUCGAGCGGUCCAAGAAGGACAUCCCCGCUGGAUUCGAGAUGCCGACGACUUUCGAUGCGCCGCCCCCUGUCAGGACCGAGAACGACGACGACUUCUGGGCGGAGAGCGAAGGGGAGUUCGACUUUGGCGGCAGCGAUACCGGCGAUGAUGACCAUGAGGACCACGAAAUGGAGGAUUUUGAGGAUGGAGAAGGCGAAGAGGACGAGGAGCUGGAAGGCAGCGACGACGAGGAGGUUGAUGAGGAUGAUGAUGAUGAUGAUGAUGAUGAUGAUGAUGAUGAUGAUGGUGAUGAUGAUGACCGUCAUUGAGGGGCUCCUCGCCUGCUGAUUCUCGUGGCACUGACACGCUGUGUCAUUGGAUGCUUCCGUCUCUUCUACAUCUCUUUUUCUUAAUAUGUUCUCUAUUUUCUCUUCUCUCCCGGGUCGUUUCCUAUGGUUAUCUGGGAACAUGCAUAGCGCGGAGGGAUUACCACAGGUGGGGCGUUCUAUGGUUUGAUCUCCAGAAACGGGAAUUUGCUUUGUAUCUACCUGAAGCUCGCGCCUCGUACUCAGGGAUGGGUUUUACUGGUAAUACUACAUCACGAUGGGAGUACAUACUAGUAAAUCACUUAUUUAUGGAGGAAGCUCGCAUCUCUCCCGUCUGCUUAAGUGUCCAGGAAGGAGGUUCACAUUGGGGGCCAACCUUCGCGACUUUUGACAGUAC